Molecule: messenger RNA, 9403 nt
Organism: Bubalus bubalis (water buffalo)
Lineage: Eukaryota; Metazoa; Chordata; Mammalia; Artiodactyla; Bovidae
Gene: ARHGAP35
Product: Rho GTPase activating protein 35
Exons: 7
Coding region: 326-4828 (1500 amino acids)
Biological process (GO): signal transduction
Molecular function (GO): GTP binding; GTPase activity
Source: RefSeq, a predicted model, not a curated record
CGCCGGAGCUGCCGCCGCCGCCGCCGCCGCCUCAGCCGCCGCUGGACGAGGAGCAGCAGAACAUGGCGCCGGGGCCGCCGUCUCCGCUGCCGGGAUCCCGAAGGCCAGGGCCGCGCUGAGGGCGCCCAGCUGGAAGAAAUGUUGGUUAUUCGGCGAUGAGAAGUGGCAAAAACUGACCUCGUACUGGUAUACAAACACUAUGAGAUCUGACACUUUUGCUUCGUGGGCAGCCAGCCCCCACUGAUAAUGUGGGGAAGCCUUUGGGUCCACGGGAAAACACUAAUCUGAUCUUGGAAGUGGCAGAUUGUGGCAGGAUGUGUCGACGAUGAUGAUGGCAAGAAAGCAAGAUGUCCGCAUUCCCACCUACAACAUCAGCGUGGUGGGAUUGUCUGGGACGGAGAAGGAGAAGGGCCAGUGCGGCAUUGGGAAGUCCUGUUUGUGCAACCGCUUCGUGCGCCCGAGCGCAGACGAGUUUCAUUUGGACCAUACCUCUGUCCUUAGCACCAGUGACUUUGGUGGGCGAGUGGUCAAUAAUGACCACUUUCUGUACUGGGGAGAAGUUGGCCGUUCCCUGGAGGAUUGUGUGGAAUGUAAGAUGCACGUUGUGGAGCAGACCGAAUUCAUUGAUGAUCAGACUUUUCAGCCUCAUCGGAGCACGACCCUGCAGCCGUAUAUCAAGAGAGCCGCUGCAACCAAGCUUGCAUCAGCUGAAAAACUCAUGUACUUUUGCACUGACCAGCUGGGGCUGGAGCAGGACUUUGAGCAGAAGCAAAUGCCAGAUGGAAAGCUGCUGAUUGAUGGUUUUCUUCUUGGUAUUGAUGUUAGCAGGGGCAUGAAUAGGAACUUUGAUGACCAGCUCAAGUUCGUCUCUAAUCUCUACAAUCAGCUCGCAAAAACAAAAAAGCCCAUAGUGGUUGUCCUGACAAAGUGUGAUGAGGGUGUUGAGCGGUACAUUAGAGAUGCGCAUACUUUUGCCUUAAGCAAAAAGAACCUCCAGGUUGUGGAAACCUCAGCAAGAUCCAAUGUAAAUGUGGACUUAGCUUUCAGCACCUUAGUGCAACUCAUUGACAAGAGUCGGGGAAAGACAAAAAUCAUUCCGUACUUUGAAGCUCUCAAGCAGCAGAGCCAACAGAUAGCUACAGCAAAAGACAAAUAUGAGUGGCUGGUGAGUCGCAUUGUGAAAAACCACAACGAGAACUGGUUGAGCGUCAGCCGAAAGAUGCAGGCCUCUCCCGAGUACCAGGACUAUGUCUACCUGGAAGGGACUCAGAAAGCCAAGAAGCUGUUUCUCCAGCACAUCCAUCGCCUCAAGCAUGAGCACAUUGAGCGCAGGAGGAAGCUGUACCUGGCAGCCCUGCCCUUAGCUUUUGAAGCUCUUAUCCCCAACCUAGAUGAAAUAGACCACCUAAGCUGCAUAAAAGCCAAAAAGCUGCUGGAGACCAAGCCAGAAUUCUUGAAGUGGUUUGUUGUGCUUGAGGAGACGCCGUGGGAUGCCACCAGCCACAUUGACAACAUGGAGAAUGAGCGGAUUCCCUUUGACUUAAUGGACACCGUCCCCGCAGAGCAGCUGUACGAGGCCCACUUAGAGAAGCUACGGAACGAGAGGAAACGAGCUGAGAUGAGAAGGGCUUUUAAAGAAAACCUGGAGACCUCUCCUUUCAUCACUCCUGGCAAGCCUUGGGAAGAGGCCCGCAGUUUUAUUAUGAACGAAGAUUUCUACCAGUGGCUAGAGGAAUCUGUAUACAUGGAUAUUUAUGGCAAACACCAAAAGCAGAUUAUAGACAAAGCGAAGGAAGAGUUUCAGGAGCUGCUGCUGGAAUAUUCAGAGUUGUUUUAUGAGCUGGAGCUGGAUGCUAAGCCCAGCAAGGAGAAGAUGGGUGUCAUCCAGGAUGUGCUUGGGGAGGAACAGCGGUUUAAAGCGUUGCAGAAGCUCCAAGCAGAGCGGGAUGCCCUCAUUCUGAAGCACAUUCAUUUCGUGUACCACCCAACCAAGGAGACGUGUCCUAGCUGCCCCUCCUGUGUGGAUGCUAAGAUUGAGCACUUGGUUAGUUCUCGGUUUAUCCGACCAUCUGACCGGAAUCAGAAGAAUUCACUCUCUGACCCCAACAUUGAUAGAAUCAACUUGGUGAUCUUGGGCAAGGACGGCCUUGCCCGAGAGCUGGCCAAUGAGAUUCGAGCUCUUUGUACAAAUGAUGACAAGUAUGUAAUAGACGGAAAAAUGUAUGAGCUCUCCCUGAGGCCAAUAGAAGGGAACGUCAGGCUUCCCGUGAACUCUUUCCAAACACCAACGUUUCAGCCCCAUGGCUGUCUCUGCCUUUACAAUUCAAAGGAGUCUCUGUCGUAUGUGGUAGAAAGUAUAGAGAAGAGCAGAGAGUCCACACUUGGCCGGCGAGAUAAUCAUUUAGCCCAUCUCCCCCUCACUUUAAUUUUGGUUAACAAAAGAGGAGACACCAGUGGAGAGACCCUGCACAGCUUAAUACAGCAGGGUCAGCAGAUUGCUAGCAAACUGCAGUGCGUCUUUCUUGACCCUGCUUCCGCCGGCAUCGGUUAUGGGCGCAACAUCAACGAGAAGCAGAUCAGUCAGGUUUUGAAAGGUCUCCUGGACUCCAAGCGCAACUUAAACCUGGUCAGUUCUACCGCUAGCAUCAAAGACCUGGCUGACGUCGACCUGCGGAUCGUCAUGUGUCUGAUGUGUGGGGAUCCUUUUAGUGCAGACGACAUACUCUUUCCUGUCCUUCAGUCCCAAACCUGUAAGUCUUCCCACUGUGGAAGCAACAACUCUGUUUUACUUGAACUCCCAAUCGGACUACACAAGAAGCGCAUUGAACUGUCUAUUCUUUCAUACCAUUCCUCAUUUAGCAUCCGAAAAAGCCGAUUGGUCCAUGGGUACAUUGUUUUUUACUCAGCCAAACGUAAGGCCUCCUUGGCUAUGUUACGUGCCUUUCUCUGUGAAGUGCAGGAUAUUAUCCCUGUUCAGCUGGUUGCACUCACUGACGGCGCUAUAGAUGUCCUGGAUAAUGACUUAAGUCGGGAGCAGCUGACCGAGGGGGAGGAGAUCGCUCAAGAAAUUGAUGGGAGGUUCACGAGUAUCCCCUGUAGCCAACCCCAGCAUAAACUGGAGAUCUUCCACCCCUUUUUUAAAGAUGUGGUGGACAAAAAGAACAUCAUUGAGGCUACGCAUAUGUACGACAAUGCUGCCGAGGCCUGCAGCACCACCGAAGAGGUGUUUAACUCCCCCCGGGCAGGCUCCCCGCUCUGCAACUCCAACCUGCAGGACUCAGAGGAGGACAUCGAGACCCCGUCGUACAGCAUGUUUCGAGAAGACACACCAUUGCCCUCUCUAUCCAAAGACCAUUCCAAGCUCUCUAUGGAACUGGAGGGAAAUGAUGGGCUGUCCUUCAUCAUGAGCAACUUUGAGAGUAAACUGAACAACAAGGUGCCUCCGCCAGUCAGACCAAAGCCUCCUGUGCAUUUUGAGAUCACCAAGGGGGACCUGUCUUACCUGGACCAGGGCCACAGAGAUGCACAGAGGAAGUCCGUCUCGUCGAGCACCUGGCUACCUCCAGAUGGGUUCGAUCCUUCUGAUUAUGCUGAACCCAUGGACGCUGUGGUCAAGCCAAGGAAUGAAGAAGAAAACAUAUACUCGGUGCCCCACGACAGCACACAGGGCAAGAUCAUCACCAUUCGGAACAUCAACAAAGCCCAGUCCAACGGCAGCGGGAACGGUUCUGACAGCGAAAUGGACACCAGCUCCUUGGAGCGGGGCCGCAAGGCACCCACGGUGAGCAAGCCAGUGCUGUACAGGGCGAGGUGCAGCCGGCUGGGGAGGUUUGCCAGCUACCGAACCAGCUUCAGCGUGGGGAGCGACGACGAGCUGGGGCCCACCCGAAAGAAAGAGGAGGAUCAGGCAUCCCAGGGUUAUAAAGGAGACAACGCCGUCAUUCCAUAUGAGACCGACGAAGACCCGAGGAGGAGGAAUAUUCUUCGCAGUCUAAGAAGAAACACUAAGAAACCAAAGCCCAAACCCCGGCCAUCGAUCACAAAGGCAACCUGGGAGAGUAACUAUUUUGGGGUGCCCUUGACAACCGUGGUGACUCCGGAGAAGCCGAUUCCUGUGUUUAUCGAGCGAUGUAUCGAGUACAUUGAAGCCACAGGGCUGAGCACUGAAGGUAUCUACCGGGUCAGCGGGAACAAGUCAGAGAUGGAGAGUCUGCAGAGACAGUUUGAUCAAGAUCACAACCUGGAUUUGGCAGAGAAGGACUUCACGGUGAACACCGUGGCGGGGGCCAUGAAGAGCUUUUUCUCAGAACUGCCUGACCCCCUGGUCCCGUACAACAUGCAGAUCGACCUGGUGGAGGCCCACAAAAUCAAUGACCGGGAGCAGAAGUUACACGCCCUUAAGGAGGUACUCAAGAAGUUUCCAAAAGAGAACCAUGAAGUCUUCAAAUACGUCAUCUCUCACCUGAACAAAGUCAGCCACAACAACAAGGUGAACCUCAUGACCAGUGAGAACCUGUCCAUCUGCUUCUGGCCCACCCUGAUGAGGCCGGACUUCAGCACCAUGGACGCCCUCACAGCCACGCGCACCUACCAGACAAUCAUCGAGCUCUUCAUCCAGCAGUGCCCCUUCUUCUUCCACAACCGGCCCAUCAGCGAGCCCCCUGGUGCCACGCCCAGCUCCCCCUCUGCCCUGGCCUCCACCGUGCCCUUCCUCACCUCCACGCCCGUCACAAGUCAGCCAUCGCCGCCCCAGUCGCCUCCACCCACCCCCCAGUCCCCAAUGCAGCCGCUGCUCCCCUCCCAACUUCAAGCUGAACACACGCUGUGAGCCCCCGAGGCCUCGGGCUGAAGGAGACGAGGUCUUCUCUCUUGACGGGGUGGCACUGGGCCUUGAACAGAACCAGGCCUGCUGGGCGGGGCAGGGCGGGGAGGGUCCCCUCUCCUCUCUCCUUCUCCAGCCCGCAGCACUAGCAGCCGUCAACAGAAGGCGCAGGCUGGGCUGGCCGGUGCCCUGAGCCCAGCACUGCAGACCUGAGGUUGGCCGCAGGCCGUGGCGGGAGCCCUGCCCUGUGGCAUGAACCCUUUUGUGGACUGAACGAGGCAGGCAGGGGCCCUCCACACCCUCACUACUCCCUGGACCCUCCCCACCAUCUGUGCACACCAGCCUCAGGGCCGCCGCCCGCUGGGCAGAGCCUGGCGCCGGCCGAGAGGAGAAGAUCCUGAGGUCCGGCUGCCCCAGGGCAGGGCCAGCAGCCCCUCACGAGGACAUGUCCCUCUGCUGCGCUCAGCGCUCCCCACCCUUGGGGGGUGCGGCCUGCCCGGCAGCCUCCUUGGGAACAUGUAGGCUGGCUCUGCCACCCUAAGGUACAGUCCCAUCUGAGGGCGUUGGCCCGGCAGGUCAGGACAGGGAGGGCCGCUCCGCCUGGACCAGGGAGCGUGGGCAGCAUCCGCCCCCAUGCACCCCGCCCCACUUCACAGGCUUCGGGGGUCCAUUCUCUUUAAAACAAAGGAACACUGGAAGAAAAAUGGAAAGACAUCCCUCCCCCAAUAAUUUUUAAAAAGGAAGAAAACUACAGACCUCAAGAUGAAGCUCUCUCCCCACCUCUGCCAAGAGGCACACAGUGGAGGGCAACCUGUCUGUGACAGCAAGACCAGGGUGCCCAGGGGUGGCAGCCUGAGAGCCUGUUGGGGUCCCACUUAUGUCCUGUCACUAGACCCCCCUCCCCCGCCCCAGGUGUACAGCUCGAGCCCCUUGGCAGAAAGAGCUGGGGGCCCGCCCGGCACCUGUCUGCCUUGGAGCCCUGCGGUGCUGCGGGGACACUGCCCUGCGUGCGCGAGGAGGGGGUGGGGUGGCGGGAGGUGCCUGCAGGCACGUGGGGGUUGGUUCCGUGUGUUUGGUGUUGAAGUAGAAUCAUUUUCCUCCUGGGCCAGCAGGGCUGUCCAUGGGAAGUGAGCCGUGUCAGGGGACUCCGGGGGUGUGACGGCUGCCGGUGCAGGCAGGGCCGGCCUUCCUGCUCCCCGGCCGUCAGCGCCCAGAGGAGCUGCCAGUACAGAGGCGGUCAGUCAGGACGAGGCGGCGUGCCUGCCCAUCACCAUCCUCCAUGGCCUCCCCCGCCCUUCCUGGCCUUUCCACUGGCCCCUGGGAGAAGCUUCCUUAUCGUGCCCCCCUUUGCCCCAACCCACCCAAAAACAGCGACCCUGCUAAGGCUGCUACAGAUACGGCUGCCCCCAUCCUGUGGCUGGGCCAUGCCUCCACAGUGGAGAAGCCUGACUAAGGUACCCUGGGCAUGGGGGCGCAGGGUGGAGGCCCGCCCGCCGCACAGUCCUCCGGGGGUCUCUUUGCACUUUAAGAAGCAGCACCUGUGGUAUGUUCGAGGGCGCCUGACAAAGUGAGAGAUGCCUCAGAACAGUCUUGGCCACCCCUGGCCCCAGACACUUCCCACUGGCUGUUGGAGGGCGGGCCAGGCCCUGUGCUCACCGACUCUUCCUCUGGAUAAGCUGGAUGUCGCACUGUCUCUAGUUCUUGUACGGCAAAAUAAGGUGCUUGGAAAAACUACAUGUCCCCUGUGCGUUUUACCGCCUCCUUAAGGACACAAGUCAGAAAACCUAAGGUACAUGAACGUCUUAUGUAAAUGUUGGAUGCCAGAUCUUCUCUUCCUGGCAGAUCUGUGUCUGAUGCUUUCUCGCUCGGGGCUUGGCUGGAGGGGGACGUUGCUUAGUUUUGACUUGAGGUCAGCAGACUCCUGCUUCUCUAGCCCUGCAGCUGCCCCAGUGCUGAGUCCCAGGCAGGUGUCCACGUUACUCCAUUGACUAAUCUCAGCCUUUUCCUAGGUCAUGCUCGCUUAUUCCCAGGCAGCCCGUCAAGGUAUUGGGUGGGGGUGGAAGGGAAGCCUUGAGAGUGGCCUGGGACCACUGUCCCGUGUGUCAGCUAAAGCAGAAGAGGCCUGCUUCCCUCCCACGGCCCAGUCUACGCUGCCACCUCUGUGUUGGCACCCUGGACCACACCACCACCUGCAACCUUGGCUCCGCACCAGGAACUUCACAAACCCCCAACUGUCCUGCCUUCCCACACCACCCCCUCCCUGAGACUGCAGUUCUCUAAGUGGUAGGUGACUUUUCUGGAAGAAGAAAGGGCACAGUAAGGGUGGACACCUGUGCUUUGCACCCUUAACCCUUGUGGGAGUAGUGGAGACCAGGCUUCCACGGCUCCACGGGGUUGCCUCUGGUCCCACAGCGCCCCCUGCUAGCCAGCCUGGGCGGCUGCAGGGGCCCCUCAGGCCUGCACCCAGAAUCCUGCCAGGGCUUUAAGCGCAGGUGGGGACUGGUGGCUCGUUCCCCAGAGAGCCACAAUUGAACAGGUAGUUCCAGGGGUUCCUCUCUGUUUGCUUUGGUAACUUCUCAUUUUCUGCUUCUCAGGCUGGCUUGGGCUUGGAGGACAUUUCUCGAUCGUUGCGAGUUGGCAUUCCCACCAGCGGCAGUGCUAGUUGGGGGGCAGGGAGUGGUUGGUAUUUGGACCAAAUGGGCACUCGGAGGGGGACCCAUGAAGGAGAGUGGGUGUGUCCGGGGGCAGGCCGACCUUAACUGGAACUCUGCCCACCCCACCCAUUUAUCUAGUGUGCUAAGCUCUAGAAAGUUCUCUCUCAGGUCAUUCUCAUGUGAGUGGCACCACAACUCUAGGAAUUGAGGGAGGGGCGGAUGUUAAUUAGCCUUGGCCAAAAUGGGAAAGCCUGUUGGUGGAGUUACAGGACUUGUUCGCUGCCCCGCAGGGAAACAGUGGGGGCGCCUGGAAGCUCUUCCCCGUCCAGUGUUCUUUAGAUCCUGAAGGUGCAGACCCCGAGGCCAGAAGUAAACAACCCUGACUGAGUGUUCGGCUGGCUCUGGAGGGCGGCUUCACAGAAGGACGUGACCCAGGGUUGGGCCGCGGCUUGUGAGUUUGCCGUCAGUUCUUGGCUGUGUCGCAUGUGGUUAUCACAGUGCAUUCGUCCCUGCAUUCUGUGAGUUCUUCCCAACACUUGACCUUUCAAGGAGGAAUGCUAAAAUGCUGAUUCCCCGGUUUUCCUCCAGGCUGAACGCGUGCUGCAGGUGAGGUUCUUCUAGUAGGCUGUAUCUUGGCCAGGGUGGGCAGAGGGUGACCUCCUCGGACCAGCACGCUGGCCAGAAGGGGCUGGAGAGCACGCCUCGGCUCGUCCCUAUGCCUCAGUUGCCUGUGGAGGGGGCGGCCCUGGCGGGCUGCCUGUCCCCAGGCCGGGAGGUCAAGCCAGGUCGCUGCAGCACUUGUGACCCGAGCUCGCCUCCACCCACGCCCUCCCCCGUCCCCUCCUGCAAGGAGAUCCACACGCCUGGGGGCUGUCUCAGGUGUCGGCUCUCUUCUGCUCGGCCAGUGGCUGCCUUCCCAGGAGGAGGAGGCUCCAGGGACUUGGGCUGGCCGCUGGGGACAGCCAUGGCACUCACCCCCAGGGCCUCCAGCUCCCGCAGACGGUGGACGCAGGUCUUGCCCUCCUGUUGCUUGGCAGGUUCAAGCCACGCGUUCAUGCUUAGGUAAAAGGACGACCCGUGUGUGCUGGAAACCUAGGUCACGUCUGCUGGUGGUCCCAUGGCAGAAGGCCUGGGGCGGGGAGGGGCCUGCACCGUGUCCUGUCAUCUCCCAGAGCCGUCUUUCCACCGGCUGCUGGCUGCGGACUCCUCGAGGCUCCGAGGUGACUGCCCGCGCCUCCUGCCCAAGAGCCUGCCUCGGCCAGCUCCAACAGCAGUGAUGUUACACCUCAGUGUAGUCGAGACAGGGCGUAAAUUAUUGUUUGCAUUAAGAAGAAUCAUGUUCCCUGUGUACAUUAAAAAAAAAAGUCUGAAUUGUAUGGGAAUAAAACUUGUUUGAAAAUUUGGAAUAGUGCUGCUGCCAGCUUAUUUUUCUGGUACUUGUAUUUUCACAUGUUAAAUGAUCUUUAUAUAUGUUGGAUUAACAAAUAUUUUGAGUUUCUUGAGGGUGGGGAGGGGAACAUUAAUGGUAUUGAAAUGUGUUAGUAGUCUGGCUGUAUGCCCCAAAUUCUGUUUCGCAGCAAAAGUGGAGAACUGUAUGUAAAGAAAGUAUAACAAUUAUUUCUCUGUAUUUUAGGGGCUUUAACCAGGACAUCCUCUAGUUGGCGUUAGGAAUGUUUGCUUAAUUUCCAGACUUUUUUUUUUAAACACAUCGUGGGUUUUUUGAGGCUCCAACCUGAUUAGUGCAUGGUCAGCCGUCAACAGAGGCUGAGCAUCUCCAACUGAGGUGUUCUCCAUCUGGCUUUGUUUCUUAAAAUCAUGUAUUUGCUACAAAGUAUUGUACUUGUCUCAAUGGGAAUGGUGUACAAAACUGAAAAGGCCUUACGUGAUAUGUAUCAUAGUUAAUAAAUCAAUCUUGUAAAAAACCAAA